Molecule: messenger RNA, 2565 nt
Organism: Lineus longissimus
Lineage: Eukaryota; Metazoa; Nemertea; Pilidiophora; Heteronemertea; Lineidae
Product: P2X purinoceptor 4-like
Exons: 13
Coding region: 172-1395 (407 amino acids)
Biological process (GO): calcium ion transmembrane transport; response to ATP
Cellular component (GO): plasma membrane; nuclear inner membrane
Molecular function (GO): purinergic nucleotide receptor activity; extracellularly ATP-gated monoatomic cation channel activity
Source: RefSeq, a predicted model, not a curated record
GCUGGUCCUCCCACUGUGCAUUUACACUGUCAGCCUAUGCCAAUACAUUGUAUUUUGCUACAAGAUCUGCUUCUCAGCUGUUGAUUUCCGAUUUCUCAUUGUUGAUGAUGAAACUGUGAAGAAGAUACUGAAGAUUGCCCCUAUCUUGGAAAGCCUUCGAGCUGCUGAAGCAUGGGUUGUAUGAACUAUAUGCGGUCAGGCAUAGCCUUCUUCUUCGAAUAUGAUACCCCACGUAUGGUCCAUAUCAACAGUAAGAAAAUUGGCGUAGUUAACCGCAUCAUUCAGCUGGCUAUUAUAGGAUAUAUCAUUGGAUGGGCAAUAAUUUACAAGAAAGGUUACCAAGAGUUUGACCCUGUGAUCAGCUCAGCAACUGCUAAACUCAAAGGAGUGGUCUACACCAAUGUUACAGAUAGGCCGGCCAUUGGUGCUAGAAUAUGGGACAUGGCUGAUUAUGUUGUACCCCCACAGGAAAAUAAUGCCUUUUUUGUCACCACAAAUGUUAUCAUCACCAAGAAUCAGAGCCAAGGAGAAUGUCCCGAGGAUCCUAAUAUUCAGGACUCAUGGUGCGAGUCAGAUGCUGACUGCCCUCUAUUGACCGCCGUGGACAAUGGCAAUGGUGUUCGUACUGGAGAGUGUGUGAAUUCUACCUUGAAACCAAUACGGAAAGUCUGCAAGAUAUAUGCGUGGUGUCCUGUUGAGAAUGAUACUCUUCCUUCACCAAAAUCUCCGCUUAUCAACCCUGAAAAUUUUACUGUGUUGAUUAAGAACAGCAUCCAGUUUCCUUUGUUUAAAGUUAAAAGGCGUAACAUACUCACAACAAACCAGACUUAUCUCCAGAAAUGCCAUUUUGACCCACACACUGACAAAUAUUGCCCUAUAUUUGUUCUUGGGGACAUGAUCAGAAUAGCAGAUCAAGACGUUGUAAAGAUGGCUGUCAAGGGUGGAGUGAUGGGCAUUUUGAUCUUCUGGAACUGUAAUCUUGACCAUGGAGUAGAAGAGUGCAAACCUGAGUACGAGUUCCGACGUCUUGACGAUGAAAAUGCAGCCAUUGCCAAAGGAUGGAAUUUCCGCUAUGCCAACUUCUAUGAAGAAAACGGUGUGGACAAACGGACAUUGGUGAAAGCUUACGGGAUUCGGUUCAUCAUCAUGGUGAAAGGAACCGCUGGAAGAUUCAACUUUGUGCCGCUGGCAUUGAAUAUUGGUAGUGGUCUUGGACUGCUGGCUGUUGCGACAGUUCUCUGUGAUAUGUUUGUGCUCUACUGCUUGAAGAAGAGGAAUUACUACCGGGAGAAGAAGUACCUGAAUGUUGCUGGAGAUGAUGCUUAUAAGCUUGUAGAGAGCGACAAGUCGAAUUAUGGGUCGGUGAAUAAUUCAAAUUCAGGUUCUCACGAAUGAUCUGGGUGAGGAUGGAGACGACAUCAGACGGCGAAAUCCAUCGCAAUCAAGUGAAUAAAACGAAUAAUGGACGAUAAAAAUAACCCUUUAUAUUGAAGUUCAACCUGAAUAACACAUUUAGGCAAAUUGUGUAAACUCUAUUCUGUUUGAAGGAUUUACAUGCCCUUCCCAUGAUGAAGACCUUUUUGGAGUUACCACUCCUUCUUGUCUUAAGACAUAUGUGCACUGUCAAGAUGAAUGUCGAGAUGAAUGCCUCGAUCGGCCUAACGACUUUUGUAUUUUGAUAUUUCAUCCCAUCUAUGAUAAAAAAGUGACUUCCUGUCUUUCUACCAAUAUUAUAUUUUCAUUUGUAAAUACUAAUCGUUGUAGGGUAGUAUUUUUGAUACAAGAUUAUAACAGUAGUUUUUAUAAGGUCUUAAUUUUUAUCCAAGAAACAUUCCAAAAUCAAAGGAGACAUUCAAUUUUUAGAUGUACAUGUACUAUCUUUGGAUCACCAACUUUAUGGAUCCUAAAUUCUUUUGCAUUGAAUUUCUGACAACUUGUUAUGAAACUUGAAUUUUCAUUUGUGAUAGCACAGGGAUUUGAGAUAUUUACGCGUGAAUUCCAUUGCAAGAUUGUAUGUAAUUUAUACCCCUCUCAAGCGAAUAGAAAUUUUUUAUCCUUAGCCAUGCUUUUGCACCAGUUCUGUAAUACUGUUUUUCACAUCACAUCUGAUAAUUUUUUUGUUGAAUUUUGUCGUUGCCAUUGCUUUAUAACGGCUGAAAACUGGCCAUAUACCUGUAGGUUCAAAUGAUUUAUGUUAAUACAUGUACCUUCUCAUCGAUGUCAUUUGAAUAUCAUUUUAACAAGACCCAGCAGAGAUUAAGGAGACACAGUCAUGACCCAGCAGAGAUAAGGAGACACAGUCAUGACAAUAUUUAUCUAAGAAUGGUUUCUGUGAAAACUCUGAUGCCAGGGUACAUGAAAUGUAAAAUAGCAGUCGAGUCUCAUAUUAGUAUCAUUGUUAGUUGAUUCCAUCUGCUGUGCCAUGCAUAGGACUCUUUUCUUGGACAGACACAGUAUUUUGUUCAUAUUCAUACUUUGUAUUUUGUCAAUUGUAUAAAUUAAUACAAUGAAAUGAUUUAGUUGAUUCAUUCAUGAUUCAAUAAAGCUUGGUGCUGAUUAACAUGA